AAUUGGUGUUUCUGUUUUCUUGUGCUAUUUCUCAUACUUUUUCUCGCUAUUCUUUCUCUUUUUUGAUCGGGAAUCCUACUUCAUUGGCUAGAAAGAUUUUGAAGUCCAAUGCUUGCCAACAAUUCCACGUCAGAAGAUCGACCAACGAACGUAUAUCACAACGAAACGUUAAGGGAUGAAAUGCAAGCCAUCCAUGGGAGACAGUUAUCAAAGCUGCAAUGCGUAAAUACCCCAAUCCCAUGAAUCCCAACGUGGUAGGCGUGGAUGUGUUGGAGAGAAAUCUUGAUACGCGAGGAAGACUGCAUAGCCAUCGUCUGCUUAGUACGGAGUGGGGCCUCCCCAGCAUUGUUAUAGCUAUACUAGGUACAAGCAGGACCACAACAUACAUUAAAGAACAUUCUGUUGUAGAUCCAGUUGAACGGACAAUGGAACUGAGUUCUUCUAAUAUUACUCUCAGUAACCUUGUAUCAGUAGAUGAAAGACUGAUAUAUCGACCUCAUCCAGAGAAUCCAGAAAAGACCAUUUUGACCCAGGAGGCAAUAAUCACAGUGAAAGGAGUUAUCUUAAGUAGCUAUUUGGAAGGGUUAAUGGCCAACACAAUUUCUGCCAAUGCAGGAAAGGGCUGCAAAGCAGUGGAGUGCGUUCUAGGCAAGGUCAAUGUGGAGAAUGUUGUGUCUGCCCAAAGAAACAUUGGUGACUUAAUGACCACAGCAGCUGCCAAGGAUUUAUGGGUAGCAUAUUGCUGUGUCAUCCUUGGACUUCUGUUUGGGAGAUUCACUUAGUCACUGGCAUCCUGACUUUAAGGUGCAACUCAUGUCUUUUUUCAGAGAGAAGAUUAUAAACAACGAAGUUGACAUUGAAUAUAUCAAACAGCAUUGAAAUCAUUUCAAUUUCUAAAUUUAAAAAAACCAGCAGACAAGCCUGCAAAUGUGGGAUGUCACAUUUGUGGUUUUUAUGAAAAGUUGCAUUUUGUGACGUUUUUCACUUAUGAAGCCUCCAGAUCGAUAUAGGUAUAUCACUUUGAUAUUUAUUUUAAAACAUUAUUAUCAAAGUGGAGAUGGAGGCAAUGGACAAAAAUAUACCCUUGAAUUUUGCACACUGUCUUGCACUUGGUACAAUACAUUGAACUAAUACUUGAAUGUGGAGUUAUUAGAGUUUACCUUUUGGCUUAGGCUAUGAAUAAAAUGAAGUGUAUGUAUUUCAGGAUUAUGUUUACAUCGUCUUGCAACUGUAGAUCAGUAAGUUUUAUGAAGUAAGUUUUUAAAUCAGUGUGUUUAAGUUGGAAUUUGGGUCUGUAUAUUUUUGUAUAAAUCCCAUCCAGAUGGGAUGUAGGUGGUGUGGGCUUUGACCUGAGAUCCUGAAACAUGCUAUUAAUACCUCAAUCCUGAACACGUUUUAAAAUUAAUUUUUGUAGUUAUAAAUGUGAACUUUAAUCAUUGUCACUGUGAUCAAUAAUUCACAAAUGGCCGGUGUCAAGUGGUUAUGAAAUAUAAAGCUACUUUUGUAGCAGUUCCACCUCAGUCAUAUCUGGAUCAUUUCCUUCUGUCAGGACAGGUCUCUUGCAAUGGUCCCACUUAGUGAGGUGAAAGGAUUAUUGUGCAAAUCUGCUUUUGUAAACUUCUCUACCACUCAGUGCUUGGUGUUCGAACAACUUUUAAUUACUUCCAAAAAGGCUGAUAUGUUUCCAAAGCUUUUUGUCUUGCAAUAAUGGGGCUUAAACGGCAACCCUUUCACGCAAACGGUCAUGUGUGUAUGGAAUGUGUUACCAGAGGAUGUGCUGGAAGCUGGUACAAAGGCAUCUGGAUGGGUACAUGAAUAGAAAGAGUUUAAAGGGAUAUGGGCCAAAUGCUGGCAAAUGGGACUAGACUAAAUUAAAAUAUCUGGUCGGCCUGGAUGAAUUGGACCAAAGGGUCUGUUUCGGUGUUGUACAUGUCUGUGAAUCUAUAAUCGAGACAAACACAGGAGUGCCGAAUUUCAAACAAUCAUCUUGAACCACUGCAGUCCAUGUGGUGUAGAUAUACCCACAGUGCUGUUAGGAUGUUCCAGGAUUUUGAUUUAGUGACCGUGCAGGAACAGCUACAUGCUUCCAAGUCAGAUGAUAAGUGACUUGAAAGGGAACUCAAGUGGUAGUGUUCUUAUGUACCUCCUGCCUUAGUCCUCCCAGGUGGUAGAGAUUGCAGGUUUAAAGUGUGCUGUUAAAGAAAGCUUGAUGAGCUGCUACAGUACAUCCUGUUGACUGUGGGCACUGCUGCCAUUUUGUCAGUGAUGGAGAGAGUGAAUGUUGAAGAUGUUAUCAAGGGUAUCAAUUGAGAAGCCAAGUCAAAGCAGCCUGAUGUCAAGUUUCUUCAGUGUAGCUGGAAUUGCACUCAUCCAAGCAAGUGGAACAUAUUCCAUCACAUUUCAGACAUGCCUUUGUAGAUGUUGAGCAAAGUUUGGUGAGUCAGGGGGUGAAUUACUUAGAGCAAGAUUCCCAUCCUCUGAACUUGUUCUUGAAGCGGGCAUUUAUACAGGAGCCUUGUUUAGUUUGGGUCAGUGGUAAACUCAGGAUGUUGUAAGUAGGGGAUUCCAUGGUAGUCAUGCUAUUGAAUGUCAAGGUGAGAUGGUGAUUGCCUGGCAUUUCUGUGGCGUAAAUGUUACUUGUUACUUAUGAACUGAAGCCCCAAUGUUGUCCCAUUCUUCUUGCAUAUGGGCACGGACAGUUUUAGUGUUUGAGGAGUCGUGAAUGGUGCUGAACGCUGUGCAAUCAUCUGUGAACAUGCCCAUUUCUGUCCUGUUGGUGGAAAAAAGGUCAUUGAUAAAGCAGCUGAAGGUGGUUGGACUUGAGGUACCACCUGAAGGAACACCAGCAGCAGUGUCCUGAAACUCAAAUGAUUGACCUCCAACAGCCAAAACCCUUAUCCUUUGUGCUAAUGUGAUUGUAGCCAAUGGAGAAUUCAAUAUGUUUAUCCAUAAUUGGACUAAGGCUGUAAUGAGGUCAGGAGCAAAGUACCUUGGUGCAACCAAAAAUGAGUGUAAAUGCAUUAUUACUGAGUUACUGCAACUGGAUAGUACUGUCGAUGAUGCUGUCAUUUUACUGAUGAUGUACUGUGCAGACUGAUGGGGCAGUAACUUGCCACAUUAGAUUUUUUUUGUGUGGGCAAAAUGGCACACAGCCUGACCAUGAUCUUUGUUUGCAGAAUUCAAAUGAUUGCAAGCGCAAUUCAUUUAUCUUGUUCACUGUACCAUGCAAUAAGUCCACUUUUGGGGCUGAAAAGUGUGCCCUUUUACUUCAAAUUACCCUGGAAAGCCAAAGGAUCUCAAAAAUUCUGCAAUUCACUGGCUAUACAAGUAGUAUUUCCCCCUGCUGCCAGUUCAAAAAGCCAUUCAGCGUACCAUUCAAUUGAGAAACAUUGUAUGAAUUUCAUUUCCAAUGCAUUGCCAAAUACGUAGGUCGUGCAUCCCAAAAAUUAGUUGAUGAAAUUAAUCAGCACAUUCCAAUCUUGUUCAUGAUGCUAGCUCAACAGAAAGCUGUGAACAAAUUUUCUACUAUUGGAUGUGAACCAGUUGGCAAGCAAUUGUGCAUGUGAUAAUUGCUAUAUAAACAACCAGUUUAAAGUAAUCCAUUGAACUUGUAAUAUAAUAGAAGUGAUAUACAUUCAUGAUUUAGAUUAGAUUCUCUAGUGUGGAAACAGGCCCUUCGGCCCUACAAAUCCACACCGCCCCUCCAAGGAGAAACCCAAUCAAACCCAUUCCCCUAUAUUUACCUGACUAACACUGUGGGCAAUUUAGCAUGGCCAAUUCACCUCACCUGCAUAUCUUUAGAUUGUGGGAGGAAACCAGAGCACCCGGAGGAAACCCACGCAGACACUGGGAGAAUGUGGAGCUUGCGCAUAGGCAGGUGGGAAUCAAACCCAGGUCCCUGGUGCUGUGAGGCAGCAGUGCUAACCACUGGGCCACCAUGCAUGCACUGGGACUUUUCUUCUGCAAACAAAAGGAAUAUGUCAAAUACUUGUGCUUUUUUUAAAUGUCUGGAAGCUUGGGAAGCCUGUAGUUUUCUUUGUGGCAACACCUCCAUCAAUUAACUUUACAACUAAUCGACGCUUUUUUCUCCAGUAUCAAUUGUGAUCGCUUUAAAUUCGGUAUUCUUAUAUUUGUCCCUGAUGAUGCAAAA
Hemiscyllium ocellatum (epaulette shark) is the source of this 4150-nucleotide messenger RNA. It is a transcript of the gene prelid3a, whose product is annotated as PRELI domain containing 3A. Gene Ontology annotation, molecular function: phosphatidic acid transfer activity. The transcript has 6 exons. Gene Ontology annotation, biological process: phospholipid transport. Gene Ontology annotation, cellular component: mitochondrial intermembrane space. NCBI's taxonomy places the organism in Eukaryota, Metazoa, Chordata, Chondrichthyes, Orectolobiformes, Hemiscylliidae. The record is from RefSeq and is a predicted model, not a curated record. The coding region runs from base 219 to 782 and encodes 187 amino acids.